Molecule: messenger RNA, 1673 nt
Organism: Arachis stenosperma
Lineage: Eukaryota; Viridiplantae; Streptophyta; Magnoliopsida; Fabales; Fabaceae
Product: protein WALLS ARE THIN 1-like
Exons: 6
Coding region: 151-1311 (386 amino acids)
Cellular component (GO): plasma membrane
Molecular function (GO): transmembrane transporter activity
Source: RefSeq, a predicted model, not a curated record
UUUCUUUUGCUAAACCAAAAAAUAAAAAAUAAAAAAUUAGAGGCUAUAUAUAUAGAGCUAUUAGACCCGUCUUCUUCCAAUCAAUUAUAUUAAGAAGGGUAUAUAUAGUUCAAUAAUAUUCAUUGUUGUUACAAAAUACAUAGAAUUAUUAUGGGUGAUUCAGGAUCUUCUAAGAGAAUGUGGUGCUCAGUGCCAGAAAAGUUUCAGCUGCAUGGAGCAAUGUUGGCACUUCAAUUUGGAUAUGCUGGCUUCCAUGUUGUUUCAAGGGCUGCCCUUAACAUGGGAGUUAGCAAGCUUGUUUUUCCAGUUUAUAGGAACAUCAUUGCUUUGCUUCUCCUUCUUCCCUUUGCAUACUUCUUGGAAAAGAAGGAGAGGCCAGCGAUGACAGUGAACUUCCUAGGCCAGUUCUUUGUUCUGGCACUUGUCGGGAUUACAGCAAAUCAAGGUUUCUAUUUGCUUGGGUUGGAGAACACAUCACCUACCUUCGCUUCAGCAAUACAGAACUCUGUUCCAGCCAUUACAUUUCUCAUGGCUGCUAUACUCAGGAUCGAACAAGUGAGACUAAAUAGAAAAGAUGGAAUAUCGAAAGUAGUUGGAACAAUCCUAUGUGUAAUUGGUGCAACAGUGAUCACACUCUACAAGGGUCCAACAAUAUACUCUCCAAAACCAACAACAACAUUAUUAUUAACAACAAGAUCAACAUUAAUGGAUCCAGUUGAUGAGGGCAAAAACUGGACCCUGGGAUGCAUUUACCUAAUUGGACAUUGUUUGUCAUGGUCUGGUUGGCUUGUGUUGCAAGCACCUGUUCUCAAGAAAUACCCUGCAAGGCUCUCUGUCACUUCAUACACUUGCUUCUUUGGAUUAUUGCAAUUCAUUCUCAUUGCUCUCAUUUUUGAAAGAGAUUAUCAAGCUUGGCUUUUCCAUUCUGGUGCUGAAGCCUUCACUAUUCUAUAUGCGGGAGUGGUGGCAUCAGGAAUUGCAUUCGCUGUACAAAUAUGGUGCAUUGAUAGAGGGGGCCCUGUGUUCGUUGCUGUGUAUCAACCUGUUCAGACUUUUGUUGUUGCAAUCAUGGCUUCCUUUGCUCUUGGAGAAGAGUUCUACUUGGGAGGGAUCAUUGGGGCAGUGCUAAUUGUGGUUGGACUCUACCUAGUUUUGUGGGGUAAAAGUGAAGAGAAGAGGAUUGCACAACUUGGAAUGGCAUCAAAUAAUAUUAAUGGAGAUCAUAGCAUUAUUAGGGCUUCAAGUCAUGCCAAAGCAUCAUCACUCACUCAGCCACUAAUCCUCCCUUCAUCAACUGACAAUCAUGUUUAACUUCAACAAAACCCUAAUCUCUUCAUCAAAUUAAACCACAACAUUUUCUUGGAACCUAAGAAGAAGAAGAAGAAGAUGCUAGUUAUACAUUACUAGCUAGCACCUUAAUUAUGUCAAGAAGUUUGUGUGUGUUUCGUGGUUUUUUUUUUCAUCCUUCCUCUCCAUUUUGGUUUUUGUUUUAUUUUAUUUUCCUUUUUUUUUUGUUAAUUUAAAUAUUAUAAUGUUUUGUUAGUAGGUUAUCAUUUAGAAGUAUAUUUUAUGGGGAUGAUUAUUGUUGUAAUGGAGCAUGUCACUUGAAGUGGGGCCAUCGAACCUGAAAAUCCCAUAUGGCUUUUAUAUAAAAAUGUUACUUUACGGUUUGA